GGAAACGCUCACUCUUGUGGGAGGGUUUUUUCUUCCACUCUCUGCGUCUUGCCGGAUUCCCCCGCCUGCUCCGACUCCGUCUCUCCACGACGCAGUAUCUGCCAUGGCCUCCUCAAUGAAGACUCUGGUUGACGAUGACAGCCGAUAUCAGAAAUCCUUCGAGCUUUUUCUGGAGAGUUCGACCGAGCAUCAGUGCAUGCAGGACUUCAUCCACCACGUCCUGCCCGACAUACUGGCCAGCGUUGGAAACGGGAAGUCCCACCUGAAUGUCAUUGGAGUUGGAAGCGGUGCAGGGGAGAUCGACCUCGAGAUCCUCUCUCAGCUGCGUCUGAAGCACCCGGGGGUGACGGUGGAUAACGAGGUGGUGGAGCCCAGCAGCCAGCAGAUACAGAGCUACAGAGCUUUAGUGUCACGGAAACCAGAUCUAGAUUGGAUCAAAUUUACCUGGAACCAGAUGACGGCCUCGGAGUUCGAGGAGCAAUGGAAAGAGAAAAAGACGACCAAGAAGGCCGACUUCGUUCACAUGAUCCAGAUGCUGUACUAUGUCAAGGAUCCUGGAGCUACUAUCAGCUUCUUCCAGAGCCUCCUCAACAAGAGCGGGAAGCUUCUCAUCAUCCUUGUGUCUGGUGAGGGAGGCUGGGCGAAGCUGUGGAAGGCCUACAAGGACCAGCUGUGCAUUUCGGACAUCAGCCAGUGUGUGACGGCAGGAGACAUCAGAGGCUUCCUGGACGCCAAGCGGCUGAGCUACCGGAGCUUCCAGCUGCCGUCUCAGAUGGACAUCACCGAGUGUUUCACCAAGGGGGACGAAAAGGGAGAGCUGCUGCUCGACUUCCUCACCGAGGUGCAGGACUUCAGCAAGACGGCGCCCCCCGAGCUGAAAGCGGGUGUCCUGCAGCUCCUGCGCCACCCGGACUGCAGCGUGGAGUCUGCCGGCAAAGUCAUCUUCAACAACAAGCUGGAGGCGCUGCUUGUUGACCCCCUCCCCUAGCCAGUUAAAAAAAAAAACAGUGAAGGAUAUGUGGAAUUUGCUAAUGGAGAUGUUGACUGCAAUGUUUUUCUGUUUUGUUUUUAAGAGGCACAUUUUUUUAUUGAUUGUACAUAAUUCACAAGCUUUUAGUCUUUGUAUAAAGUGAAUUUUUUUGUACAUCCUCAGGUCCCUUAGGAGUUUAAAUCAAAUAUUUUUCUCAUCGACUGCAUUAUUUUUCAUUCAUCUUGUACUGUCUGUGCAAAGCAAGAACAGCAUGCCUGUGAUUCUCUUCUGACCACAUUUUUGUUUAUUUGCUUGUAAACAAUCUGAAAUCCUCAGUUCUGCUCCGAGGAAUAGAAAAUCCAGAGUUUUGAUCCGAUAUCAUCUGAGAGAACAGAACAGAUGCUCUCUCGGUUCAUCAUUAAUUAUUUUAACAUAUUGGCAACCUAUACGCUACUCUUUACAAAUAUCAAAAUGGAUGAGCAAUGGAUUAUUUAAUUCUUCAUGCAGUAUUCAUUUAAUGUUGCACUGAAUGCACUUGCAAGAGUUUCUGUGAUUUUUGUGUUCCAUUGGUGCAAACUGUUUUAUUUUGAAAUGUCUUUUUUCGAUCAAUGAGAGAGCAUAAUGAAGCAAUUAAAAAAUGCACUGGAAUUUGUUGUUGAAUUAUGUUAUUUUGGGAUAAACAUUUGACCAGAUUUUCAGACUCUUUUGACCAGUUUGUGUCGAAACUUUUUUCUCUAACAAACUCUUGUCCAGUCCUUUAACAUCAGUUCAAAACAGGAAAACUAAACAUAAGAGGCCUGAAGCUCAAGAUGCAAAAUUCAAUGAAAUGACUUGAA
Myripristis murdjan (pinecone soldierfish) is the source of this 1806-nucleotide messenger RNA. RefSeq names its product histamine N-methyltransferase (gene hnmt). The record is from RefSeq and is a predicted model, not a curated record. Gene Ontology annotation, molecular function: N-methyltransferase activity. NCBI's taxonomy places the organism in Eukaryota, Metazoa, Chordata, Actinopteri, Holocentriformes, Holocentridae.